Molecule: messenger RNA, 800 nt
Organism: Cuscuta epithymum
Lineage: Eukaryota; Viridiplantae; Streptophyta; Magnoliopsida; Solanales; Convolvulaceae
Source: the annotation of a GenBank genome assembly
UGCCUAUCCAUUUCCGUCAAAAUCUCUUGUGCAACACAGCAGCAGUUUUCCCGUCGCUGAUCGGAAUUCCGAUGGAAGCCGAGAAGGAUUGCUCUUUCAACCAAGUUGUUACUUUAAUUCCUUUACUUCUCUUCCCUUUUCGGAGUUCUUGUUUUUAGUUAAUGUUCUUGGGUCUGUAACUGAUCAGGACUUGAUUCACGAAAUCUUCAAGCUCGUCUGGAGAAAAACUGCUGCAGAUCGCGAGAAAAACGAAAUCUCCCAAACUAUGGAUGCCGAGAUUGUUGGAGCAGCUACCACCUCCAGGAAAAACCGCCCUACUUCUGCAAAUGCAGCUGCAGUGAAGCUUAGUUGUGAACUUCUUCGAGUUUUUGUUGCAGAAGCUGUACAACGUGCUGCUGUUAUUGCUGAAGCUGAAGGUACUGAUAGGAUUGAAGCAACACAUUUAGAGAGGAUACUUCCACAGUUACUUUUGGAUUUUUGAGGUACUCCUGAAACAUUGAGUUAUGACUUAAGUGCAACUGUGCAAGCCACACAGAUAUUACUGGAGAUUCAGCACUUCAGUGAUUAACUUAUAAUCUGAUUAUGGUAUUUUUAAAACCAUAUUCUGACAAUUUCUGCAUUGAAGUGGGUAGAUGAUAUGUAAUAUUUUCUGGAAACAAAUUUGAUUUGAUUUGUAAAUAAAAUGCAUUUCUUUUUAAGUUUUUAUAAUUAUCGAUUAGACUUGCUGUAAACAAAUCUUUCUGCAAACUUUGGAAAACACGUUCCAUGUUGAGUUGGUAUAUAUUUGAAUUUUAAGGAUU